Molecule: messenger RNA, 264 nt
Organism: Diaporthe batatas
Lineage: Eukaryota; Fungi; Ascomycota; Sordariomycetes; Diaporthales; Diaporthaceae
Exons: 3
Coding region: 1-264 (87 amino acids)
Biological process (GO): mitotic spindle assembly; microtubule nucleation by interphase microtubule organizing center; gamma-tubulin complex localization
Cellular component (GO): interphase microtubule organizing center; gamma-tubulin ring complex; centrosome
Source: RefSeq, a predicted model, not a curated record
AUGCCGCCUCCGCCAGAAGAGAACAAACAGGCUUCGGCGCAAGUAGCCGUCGAUCUCCUCUGGGAGAUCUCGCAGAUCCUCAACUGCCAUCUUGACCGGAGGGAGAUCUCAAUAUGCACCUCCCUGAUCGAGCGAGGCGUCAACCCGGAAGCGCUUGCGACCACUAUCAAGGAGCUGCGCAAGGGCGCCCAGGAGACCAAAAUUGAGCUCGAGUCGCGCAAGCAGCAGCAGCAGCAGCAACAACAACAACAACAACAACAAUAA